Messenger RNA from Dendronephthya gigantea, 1371 nucleotides. RefSeq names its product biogenesis of lysosome-related organelles complex 1 subunit 6-like. The transcript is spliced from 4 exons. Gene Ontology annotation, cellular component: BLOC-1 complex; extrinsic component of membrane; transport vesicle. The record is from RefSeq and is a predicted model, not a curated record. Gene Ontology annotation, biological process: intracellular transport. Bases 192 to 707 code for a protein of 171 amino acids. NCBI's taxonomy places the organism in Eukaryota, Metazoa, Cnidaria, Anthozoa, Malacalcyonacea, Nephtheidae.
AAGAUGAUCAUGCAGUAAUAUCUUUAUGAAAGAGAAGAUCUAUUUUGCUGUCGUAUUUGCUGAGGAAUAUUUGAAGGAAUUAUUUAAGCUUAUGGUGAAUUUUCGUCUCGAUUUGGUAAAGAUUUGAUCAAAUUCUAUGAAAAUUCCUCUCUGAUAUAUCAAAUUCCACGACAUUUUUUGCUUUAAACUUUAUGGAAGUUGAUCAGCAAGAGAUCAAUGAAAAAACUGCGAAUGCUACAGUGGACACUGAUGCAGGCACUAGUCAGGUUUGCUCAAAAGGAGAAACUUCAAACAGCUAUUCAGGCAUUUUAACAGAAAAUGUUGAAGAUGUAGUGCAGCAUUUGACGGAUGGAUUUUUGACCGAAGUGGAACCACAGUUGUUAGAAUUACGAGAAAAAACAAAAGAAAUAACGAAAAACCAAAGCAUUCUAAUUGAGACAAUUGAGCAGGAAAACAGAAAAUAUUCAGAAAACAAGGACAUAGAGGAGCUGACUAAAGUGAUAGCUGUAGUUCAAUCUUAUUACACCAAGUUGAGGAAGAUCAAAAAUGAUAUGGAUCAUUUGGAUGACAAAUUGGGAAAAUUAAAGAAAAGGUCAUUGAAGCUGAAAGAGAAAAGACAAAAGAAAGAUCAGGAUGAGGCUCAAAGGAGGGAACGGGAAUUGGUUUUGGAACGAGAAUUAACUGCUAAAGUAAAACCUGCAACAUAAUUUUUUUGGAAUUCAAAUGGAAAGGUGGGGAAAGAAUUUACAUAAAAGAUAGGAAGAAUUAAAUGCAGCAGUACUAUGCAUACACAACAGAAUGUUAUGUGAUUAUGUAUGUGUUGAAGUUUGUAUUCAAUUUCAAUUGUAAAAUAGGUCUUUCAUGGUGUUAUUGACUUAGACACAAGGACUUGUUGUUGGUGUGAGGAAACCCUUAGAACUAUGGUUAAACAUGUCUGGUAAUCAAAGAAUACAAAUUUCAUUUUGUACAUUCUGCUCGUCUGUGUAAUGAACCAAUACUACCAGUACACUUUACUUUAAAAUCUAUAAAAUUAAACAUCAGUAUAGUGAGUUUUUUCAAGUAAUAUUUGUUCUUCGUCUGUACAAGGAUUAAGGAUAUACUACAUUUUGCCGUACAUAUCUGUGGUAAUGACUGCAUGCAAGAGUUGUUGUACCAAAUAAACUACAAAAUGCUUUAUAAAUGCCAUAUAGACCAUCAAAACUUUGCACAUUCUAAAACUUAGUAAUACUAAUGUCCAGAAUCCACAAAUGUUGUCUUAACUUUGAACCUAAACCUGAAUCUAACCCUUACCUAACUACUAACCUUAAAUGAUUAGAUAAAGGAUAAAUUCAUGGUUCUGAACACAGAGUUGAUACUGGAGUGUUUGAAAUA